This is a messenger RNA of Platichthys flesus (European flounder), 1647 nucleotides long. It is a transcript of the gene purg, whose product is annotated as purine-rich element binding protein G. Gene Ontology annotation, molecular function: RNA polymerase II transcription regulatory region sequence-specific DNA binding; purine-rich negative regulatory element binding; DNA-binding transcription factor activity, RNA polymerase II-specific. Gene Ontology annotation, cellular component: nucleus. Gene Ontology annotation, biological process: regulation of transcription by RNA polymerase II. NCBI's taxonomy places the organism in Eukaryota, Metazoa, Chordata, Actinopteri, Pleuronectiformes, Pleuronectidae. The coding region runs from base 247 to 1263 and encodes 338 amino acids. The record is from RefSeq and is a predicted model, not a curated record. The transcript is spliced from 2 exons.
UGGGUUCACUGGGUUCAUGUAGUACCGGAGCCUCCUCCUCCUCCUCCUCUUCCUCAGCCCGGCUGCUUCUCCUCGGUGAACCGGGACCUGGGUAAACCUGAGCUGCUCCAUGUUAGUGCACCGGACAGGACGGGACAUCUGAGUGUGACCUUCUCCUCCAGGACACCGGAUCAGCUGAUGACUCCGAACAUGCUCCCGUCUGCAGUGUGAUGGCGGACAGUCUUCGUCCUGCUGGAGGAAUCGAACAUGAUGGCUGCUGACGGCUGCUGCAGAGCGAUGGAUCGAGGCCGCGCCAAGCUGGCGGCUGAGGCUGUUCCCAGAGCAUCGCUGCCCCCCCCGCAGCCGCCGGGCUCCGACAUCCAGGAGCUGGCGUCGAAGCGCGUGGACGUGCAGAAGAAGCGCUUCUACCUGGACGUGAAGCAGAGCGCGCGCGGCCGCUUCCUGAAGAUCGCGGAGGUUUGGAUCGGCCGCGGCCGCCAUGACAAUAUCCGGAAGAGCAAGCUGACGCUGUCCAUGUCCGCGGCCCCGGCGCUGCGCGGCUGCCUCGGGGACUUCAUCGACUACUACGCGCGCAUCGGGCUGCGCGGCCUCGGGCUCGCGCAUCUCGACGAGCCGCAUAGUAACGGACAGAGCCGCGUGCCCGAGCCCCGCAGGAGAGCGCAGGAGCACGCGCCUCUGUCUCCCGCGGGGUCCGCCGCGUCUGACGAGCACGCGCAGCGCGUGCUGAAGAGCGAGCUGAUCGAGCGCGACAACCGGAAGUACUUCCUGGACCUGAAGGAGAACCAGCGCGGCCGCUUCCUGCGCAUCCGCCAGACGGUGAGCAAGGGCCACGGCACCAUGGGCUACUACGGCCAGGGAAUCGAACACACCAUCGUUCUGCCAGCGCAGGGACUCAUCGAGUUCCGGGACGCCCUAUCGCAGCUCAUCGAAGACUACGGGGACGGGGACGCUGACGAGCGCGGCCGAACCGGCUCCCGGAACCAGGAGGACGAGGACGACAGCCCCGAGCUGCCCGAGGCCGCGUCCUUCCGUGUGGACAACAAGAGGUUCUACUUUGACGUGGGGUCCAACAGGUUCGGAGUGUUCCUGAAGAUCAGCGAGGUCCGGCAGCCGUACCGGAACACCAUCACCGUCCCGCUGAAGGCCUGGUCCCGGUUCGGAGACAACUUCCUCCGCUACGAGGAGGAGAUGAGACGGAUUUUCACUUGUCACAAAGAGAAGAGGACAGAGACAAGACAGGACAGCGAGGAGCAGGAGGACUGACCCGGACUGGAGCUCUGGGAGCCCCUGCAGAGGCCCCAUAUGUCCCUGCAGACAUGCCCCUUUAUGUCCUCCAGGGGCCCUGCAGACAUGUCCUUCAAAAGUCCCCAUGAUGAGCAGGGUGUGUCCCCUCAACCUUACAGCACCUGAACUGUUUGGUUCCUCCCCCAAGGGCUGGGUAAUGACUAAUCUGAACCUGCCAAGAUCCAAUCAUCCAUCUUCAUGUCCACGUCCACGUCCAUGUCCACGUCCAUCUCCAUGUCCAUGUCCAUGUCCAUGUCCACGUCCAUGUCUCAGUGCUGUUUCAUGCACCUGAACCUGUCUGACAGAUGAAGGAGUUAUUGUUGUGAGGACACUUAUUUAUUAGAGGUCUAAUAAUGAUAUUAA